GGAGAUGGUGCAGCAAGGAGGGCAGUCACUGGAUACAGAAAAGGAACUGAUCCCGUUCAACAGGAGGAGAAACGAAUUGAUUACACAUCAGGGGGUCCUGAUGUGGGGAUCUCGAGUGGUGGUACCAACCAAGCUUAGAGCAAGGGUGUUGGAAACCUUGCAUGAGGGCCAUCCCGGGAUGGUGAAAAUGAAGGGUUUAGCUCGGUCAUUCGUGUGGUGGCCGGGCAUAGAUGGAGACAUUGAAAGAGAGGUUCGACACUGUGUAGGAUGUCAAGAGAAUGCGAGGACACCUGGUAGAGGGCCGCUCCAUAGAUGGGAGUACCCAGCUAAACCUUGGCAGAGGCUGCACGUAGAUUUUGCAGGACCCCUCGACGGACAGAUGUAUCUUUUGGUCAUCGAUGCAUACAGCAAAUGGCCUGAAAUUUUUUCCAUGAGAAGCACCGUGGCUGAGGAGACAGUGGCAACUUUGCGGACAUUGUUUGCUCGGUUGGGCCUACCUGACCAAGUAAUAUCAGAUAACGGUCCACAGUUUACAUCAGAGUGUUUCAGAAUGUUCAUGUGCAAGAAUGGUAUUCGACAUGUCACGGGGGCACCAUAUCAUCCCGCGACGAAUGGUCAGGCGGAGCGUUUGGUGCAAUCAUUCAAGAGAGCCAUGAAAGCAGAGAAAAGGGAGAGAACAGCACAACACAAACUGGAUAGGUUUUUGCUUUCAUAUCGGAACUCCCCUCAGGCCACUACGGGACAGAGUCCGGCUCAGCUUUUGUUGGGUAGAAACAUCAAGUCAAGACUGGACUUGGUUAAACCAAGUGUGGAACGGGAAGUCAACAGCAAACUGAUACAAAACGAAUAUCGUCCGCCAAAGGGUUUUGCCAAAGGACAAGCGAUCUGGUUUAGAAAUUACCAUCUGGGCCCCAAGUGGCUUGUCGGAACCGUCGAGGACCAAACUGGACCGGUGUCCUACAGAGUGGCAACGCCUACCAGAACACACAGGUUACACGCGGACCAAAUGAGAUCAGGGCCACAUCCUGAGGGAGUCCCUAGCAAGGAUACAGGUUCAAAGACAGAAGAGGUAGCGUUGUCUCAGCCAUUACCAGGGCGAGAGCCAGUAACUGGGCAAGAGGGGGAAACACAGACACAACAAGAAAUGGACAGCAGACAGGAAGCUCCUAACGAAUGUCAGAUACCAGAGCCACCCACACCAGUACCAGAAGGAGGAAAUGCCACAUGUACCAGGUCAGGGCGGAGAGUACUACCACCCGCUCGCUUGGCAGAAUAUGUUACGGACUAUGCAAAGUGAUUGGUUGUUUUAGCACUAGUUUUAGCGCUGUUGGGUUGCGUUGUUUCAGAAUAGCACAGGGGGUGUAGAGUAGUGGCCCGGCAUAUCCGGGGAACAGCAGUUGUGUAGCCGGGUACUGUACUUGUGCAACGGACGUGAGACUGGAAGUCUAACAGAGUAUUACCGUGAGUA
Corticium candelabrum is the source of this 1468-nucleotide messenger RNA. RefSeq lists its product as uncharacterized. NCBI's taxonomy places the organism in Eukaryota, Metazoa, Porifera, Homoscleromorpha, Homosclerophorida, Plakinidae. Gene Ontology annotation, molecular function: nucleic acid binding. Gene Ontology annotation, biological process: DNA integration. The transcript has a single exon. The record is from RefSeq and is a predicted model, not a curated record. The coding region runs from base 5 to 1297 and encodes 430 amino acids.